AUGUCUACGGUAGCAGACGAACUGCUCAACGAUUUUGGCAGCUCAGGCGACGAGGCUGAGGAGGUGGAAAAUGGCCUCCAAACUACAACUGUGGACGCCAUGGAUGUGGAUGUUGGAGAGGACCAAGCAGAGGAGGACAGCGAAGAGGCAUCCAAGGCCCGAAUCGAGAAGAUGCAGUUCGGUGCUGUGAAAGAUGUGCGCAGCGUCGCCAGCUUGAUGGCGACUCUGGAACCAGUCCUAGAGAAAAUUAAACAAUACCAGUCGCAACCCGCCACGCAAGCGGGCAUCGGAAACAUCGAGGACCACCCCGAAUACCACCUCUUGACGCAGUCAAACAGCCUGUCUACGCAGAUCGAUGGCGAGGUGGCGCUUGUGCACAAGUUCAUCCGCGACCACUACUCGACGCGCUUUCCCGAACUCGAACGACUAGUUACAACACCGCUGGAAUAUGCCAAGGUAGUUUCCAUCAUGGGAAACUGUCCUAUGGACUCGGAGAGUAUCAAAGCGCUACAAACGUCGACGGAUAACCCGCUGGGCAUGGGCCUUAAGGCAGUCCUGGAUGGACCUUCGCUCAUGAUUGUCACUGUCGAAGCCACGACAUCAAAGGGGGAGGAAAUGACACCGGAUGGGCUUGCGCGAGUGCGGCAGGCGUGUGAUAUGAUGAUUGCGCUCCAUGCAGCCAAGACAAGCUUGACGGAAUACGUACAGUCACGCAUGAACAUCUUUGCGCCGAAUCUGACAGCGCUCAUCGGGUCGCUUACAGCGGCGCAGCUCCUCAACGCUGCAGGUGGACUGACGGGUCUAUCCAAGACGCCAGCCUGCAACUUACCAUCGUGGGGCUCCAAGAAGCGCCAGGCCGGUCUAGCCACCAACAUUGGCGUGCGCCAACAAGGGUUUCUCUACAACUCGGAGAUCAUCCGUGGCAUCCCCAGCGAUCUGAAGAAGCAAGCCAUGCGGAUCGUCGCGGCGAAGCUUGUAUUGGCUGCGCGCGUCGACCGCAUUCACUCGAGCCCUGACGGAUCCACAGGCGACAACCUCAAGUCGCAGUGUUUAGAGCGGUUGGAGAAGCUCACGGAGCCACCGCCCAAUAAAGGAGGCCGUGCCCUUCCCGUUCCCGACGACAAGCCCUCGCGCAAGCGCGGUGGGCGGCGGGCGCGCAAGGCCAAGGAGGCGCUUGCCAUGACGGAGCUGCGGCAGGCGCAGAACCGCAUGGCCUUUGGCAAGGAGGAGCGCGAGGUUGGAUACGGCACGGGCUCGGGCACUGUCGGUCUAGGCAUGAUUGGGCAGGCCAACGAUGGGCGGAUCCGUGGAAUGCAGGUCGACCAGCGGACGCGGGCGAAGCUAAGCGCCAAGAACAAAGGCUGGGGCGUAGCAAGCACCGUCGGCGGGGGCGCGGCGUCGUCUAUCAGCGGCUUCGGACAGACCAAUGGCAUGGACCUCCGCGGCAAGGGCCUUCGGACGUCGGGCGUGGGCAGCACUGUUGGCGGCGGCGGCGGCGCAGGCACGGCGUCGUCACUGGCAUUUACGCCGGUGCAGGGCCUGGAACUGGUGGACCCGAAGAAGCAGGCGGAGCUGAGCAAGAAGCGCAAAGCCGAGGAGGAUCGUUGGUUCCAGGGUGGCACCUUUACACAGCUGAGCGGCGCCGGCUCGGGAUGGUCAAACGGAUUCAAAAUUCCGGACCUGCCAGCGUCCAAGAGGCAGAAUACAGGUGCCGCCAGCAAGGUGCCGCCACCGAACAAGUAA
Beauveria bassiana ARSEF 2860 is the source of this 1743-nucleotide messenger RNA. Its product is annotated as Prp31 C terminal domain-containing protein. Gene Ontology annotation, biological process: mRNA splicing, via spliceosome; spliceosomal tri-snRNP complex assembly. The transcript has 2 exons. Gene Ontology annotation, cellular component: U4/U6 x U5 tri-snRNP complex; precatalytic spliceosome; U4 snRNP. NCBI's taxonomy places the organism in Eukaryota, Fungi, Ascomycota, Sordariomycetes, Hypocreales, Cordycipitaceae. The coding region runs from base 1 to 1743 and encodes 580 amino acids. The record is from RefSeq and is a predicted model, not a curated record.